Messenger RNA from Nomia melanderi (Alkali bee), 4506 nucleotides. RefSeq lists its product as uncharacterized. NCBI's taxonomy places the organism in Eukaryota, Metazoa, Arthropoda, Insecta, Hymenoptera, Halictidae. Gene Ontology annotation, biological process: regulation of transcription by RNA polymerase II. Gene Ontology annotation, cellular component: transcription regulator complex; nucleus. The record is from RefSeq and is a predicted model, not a curated record.
GUUUCUAUUGAACGUUGUAUCUCUAUUACACUUUAUUUAUGAUUUAGAUUCAGAACAUCGGUUUCUGGCCGAACCGAAGCGAAUAUUUAGUGCGGUCAGGACGAACCGAAAAUUCGGUUAUACUCUUUAAACCGUUUAUUUCCGUUAAAUGUCCAGACAACGUAAAUAACUGUGAAUAUGAAAUAUUCGUACUGUGACCGAUAUGUUUCCCAUAGUUUUGUUUCGUUUGAACGCGAGAUGUAGAAUAAUUGAGAAAGAUGGAUGACAAAAAAUUAAUUGCGAAAGUGAAAGAGUACAGGGAGCUGUACGAUCGUACCGCUAAGGAGUACCAUAAUCAGGUUCUACGGGAUAAUAUAUGGGACGAAAUUGGAAUGAAAAUAGGAAUACCAGCUGUUAGGUGCAAAACGAGAUGGAGUUAUCUGAGGGAUCUUUAUUCGAAAUCUCGGAAGAACAGAAGAUUGAAUGGUACCGUAAGAAAGGGGAAACCGUGGAAGUACGAAACCGAGAUGGCAUUCGUCAUUCCAUUUCUCGACAAGUCGAAGAAGUCUAACGCGUUCCAAGGAAAGAGAUCGUCGCGACUCUACGGUGAGAAACCCGCGGCAUCACCGGCUUCCAAAGAUAUCGUGUCUGAUAAUGGAAAAACUUCGCCAACUGAAACAGUUCCGAAUUCCUGGUGUACCGUUGCUCAGUCACAGCCGAUUAAUCCCGGUAUAUUCGUACAGGAUUACUCGAACAACCAACCAACGGCAUCUCGCGACGCUUUGGUCAAGUAUUUCGAGGCAAUAGCGGAAACUGUCAGGGGUUUCGCGCCCGCGCUUCAAGUCAAAGUGAAAACGGAAAUAUCGAGAAUCGUUCACCAAGCGGAAAUGGAAUGUAUUCAGCAGUCGCAGUCGCAAUUUGAAAGUUUAUUGCAGACGGGACCGGAAGCUCGGUACUCCCCUAACAAUACACUGCAAUACGACUGCGUUUUAACGAAACAAGAGGGAUCAGGUUGAAUUUUAGUAGAAUUUUUCAUCUUCGAACGACUGAUAAUCCAACGAAUAUUUUCUAUACAAUUUGUCUUCACAAUUUAUUUAUGUAUAAUUUCAUUUUUAUACCUCGUAUAUGUGUACAAAUUCGUUUCGGAGAAUUUUAUAAAAAAUCUAGGUAUACAUGUAUAUAAACAUAUCAUGAAUUUUAAAUAUCAUAAUAAUCUUACUAAUCCAUUCUUGAACAUUCAAGAGCAAUGGUGCCACAAGCUAGGCGACCUCCAGCAUUUCCAGUCUUCAGAGACUCUAGGUUACUUCCGGUUCCCAAGUCAUCUUCGCCGGAAUGAACUACGAUAGCACGCCCAACAAUGCUGUGGUCACCGUGAAGGGAAAUCACAGAGUCUGUAAUGUCUAUUGAAGCUGUCCCACAAGCAUCUGCCCAAAUGUUGCCCAAAUCACCGACGUGUCUUUCGGAGCAGUCUGGUCCACAGUGGUGCACCUAAAUGUAAACAUUAUCAAACUCGUUGAAUUGUACAAGAAAAUUGGAAAAUUGACGUUUCAAUUAAAUACAAGGUUGGAAGGUAACUACCAAGAGAGUAUUCUAGCUAUUGAUAUUAAAGAAGACGUACAACGAAGAAGCAUAUAAAAGAUAUGUAGAUGACUUGUAUCGUUUAAGAAUCAAAUGGAAUGCAAUGGAAAGAUUCGAUAUCCGAGAGAAAAUAAAAUGAUCUUUCACGCUGUCCAAAUAAGUACAGUAGGAAAUGGAGAUUAAAAUGAUGAAAAAACUAAAAUAUUAUUAGCAAGAAUUCUCGAUAAAUAUCUUUAGCGUGUCACGUACCAUAUGAGGAUUGAAAUGUGGACCUGCAUCGAGGCAGCCGUUGCCUAGCUUUCCAUCUUGGUGCACGUGGAAACCGUGUAACCCUUUGGCGAGACCGUGUAUCGUACCAACGAUUUUAACCGGACCGUUUUGUCCUUCUUGACGGAAGUUUAGACUUCCUGUCACGUUGUUCUCAUGCGGUUUAGCGGCUACUAACUCCACUGUCGCGCAAGUCGUUCCUUGAGCUGCAGGAGUACCCAAGAUCGUUUUACUCGACGCAGAGUUAACGAUCACAGCGAGAAACAAUAUCACCAAACGAUUCAUCUUGAAUGCUCUGAAAAAGCAAGCAACGAAUUCCUUGUAACUCGGUUAUGAAGUAGCUCUUGCGAAUCGUCGUUCGAAACGUCACUUUAAUAUCGUUUGCUGAUAUUUUUCGAACCGAUCCGAGUUCUGUAAUUUGUAUUAUCGUACGAUCGACGGUUAAAAACUCGCGAGUUACUGCAUCGUAUACGGAGAUGUUCGAUCUUAAAGGAGAAGCUUAGGAAGUGAAAGGAACUCACUACAAACACGUGCGCAGGCUCGCGUUCGUCGAUUAACUAGUUGAAUGUUGGUCAGAGUUCUGUUUAUAAGGGAACCUGUUUUAUGCAAGUGGAUCCCCUCACGGUUGUUUAGAAUGUGCAGAAAUAAUAUUUUUACGCAUGCGGGCUAUCUGUGCAUCAGUCGUACAAUAUUCGUGCUGUAUUCGAUUAUAUCAGAAUGUCAAAGGGGAACGAUGUCAACCUUAUUUUUCAUUCGUUUUUGUUAAUCGGUCUUGAUAACGACGUACUUUUCAAGAAUGGUUACGUAACAAAGUAUGUAAUGCGCGUGAUUUUUCUGGACCUGCGGCUAUUCCGAACGUUCGAACUUCGAAAGCGGUCGGCAUUUAAAAAUGGGUUGUCCUUGAGGGUUGCGCGUUAAAAAAGAAGAGAAAGAAGAAAGAAGAAAUCUUGAAUGUUUAAUCGGUCCACAAAUUGAAAGAUCUUAUAUGCGAGGAGUAAUAACGAUCGGGACAGUCUUCUUUUCUCGUCGAUUGAACUCCUUUCAGAUCGUCGCGUUCGUAACGUCUAAAUCUCAAAGAAUAAGCAGUUUCGAUGCCGUGGAGCAUCGAGCAUCAAAUCUUGUAAUGCACGGUAAGUCGCCGGGAUUUUCCUUCUCGCAACGUUUUCCGCCAAUCGAACGUGUGGAUCAGUGGAUUUUGUUGAAGGAACGUCAGCAUUUUCGUCUGCGUCUCGAUAAAAUUGCGCAGAAUCUCUUCGUCCGGAUCGACAUAAGACGUGGCCUUCGAAUUAAUUCGAGAGUUUAGUCGAGUAAAAUGAUUUCCGCGCGUACGAGGAAACAACGGUCGUUGUCGAAACAAGAGACGAAUAUAUUAUAAUAAACGCUCUGCGGUCAAUUAGCAUUGCGAUUACGAUUGUACGAUAUCGUGAUUCACCUGUAAGAUUUCUCCUUGUAGUAUCGUGUCCGCCAGCGUUGUGUCUAUAUGGGUUCUCCUUGAAACGGACUGCGUCACCGGGCCUGUCGAGGCUUGUCUGCUUUCCACUUGGCGCUCCGGAAAGAACACGCUAAUCGUGUGCUCGAAAAUCACCCCUUGCGUGUCCAGUGUCUCCUGGAGCUUCUCUUUCUUCCUCCGUGACUCCUCUCGCAUCUUCAGAAUGGGCUCUCGUUGUCUUUCCAGAUCGUCUUUCCUCAAACCCUUCUUCUCUAGAAGUACUUGUUGCAUGUGCUUCAGUUCCAUCGCUUUCCACCGUUCGCGUGCCUCUUCGAUCAUUUCCCAUGGUUUCUGUGCACGAUGUCAUCCCGUCGCGCGAUAACGAGAAGUUUAUUCGCCGAAGCCGAGUGAUCUAUACAUGUGCAUUUGGGCAGUUACGUACCGACGUCUUCGCUAUUUCCACCGCAGUCAGCUCCGCCUCCGUUAAUUGAUCUUUAACCUUCUCCAUCUGUUCCAGUUGCUUCUUUUCCGUGAUAUGCUCUAUUAGCUUUCGCUUCUCUUCGAUGAGCUGACGGUGCGUGUUUCGCCAGUUAUUCUGCCAAUUGGUACGAUUCUCUAUCUGCGACGUAAAAACGAACGACAAUCAUCCGUCGAGCGAAGAGGCAAACAACUUCUAUUACCCUGAUCAGCUGCCGCUUGAUAAAAUUGCUCAUCCACUGCUCGUUAGUCCUGUCGUGUUUAAGAAACGUGACCGGAGGCAGGAACAUUCUCAAGGUGCCGUUGAAAUCGCAGAAUCCUACGCACUGCGGGUUCAAGUGCAACAGAUGGGUAUAAAUCCCUGUGAUUAUGCGACCGGAUAGACUCUGCGUGAUAACAGGCUCCUCGCUUUUCACUAUAAAGUCCCAAAUCUCGAUGCUUCCAUCCAUUCUUGCCAGGAUCAAAACCGUGGGACGGAAACUGCCCCAUGAACCGGCUGUGUAUCUACAUUCGAAAGUAUAUAUUAAUAUAUAUACAUAUAUAUUUUAUGCUUUACGUUUUAUAUCAUGUAUACCCGACAGUUGAUUUUUUCCACAUCAAUGGCGUAUCGAAGGUAUCCUUCCAAAUGGCAAAUAUCUUUCCGCCUAUCGUCGCUAUAACAUCGUUCAACGUUCCAGGUCUGAUGGCGUGAGUUAUCGGGCCAUCGUGUACCUUCUUGCACCAGGACCAUUCGCAAGUUUCAGUGUUAACGGUCACACCGGUGGAGAACUCGUAUC